UCCUACGGUUACCCAAACAGCGACAUCCUGCUCUCUUUCUUUGACCUUUUUCCUUAUAUAUGUCCGAUGAUGUUCGUAUGAUGUUCUUCAUCAACACCUACUUGCCUUCAUCUUUGCUUUCCGUUAUUGAAGAUAUGUACAAAGAUAGAUGAGAUCAAUAUAAUGGAGGGGGAGACGAUGCAUAUGGAACCCUAAUUUAUAUCUGAAGAAAAUAGAAAGUUUUGGAUGCUUUUUCCCAUGGAAGAAAUCGCUUUUGCUCAUCACAAACGUUUGCCGAUCAAAAGGAGAUUCAUGGAGCCUCAUCACCACCACCACCCCCCUUCCGUCGCCGCCGCCGCCGCCGCCGCGGAGGUCCGGAAGCUGCACAUCGUCUACUUCCUCAGCCGCAAUGGCCGCAUCGAACACCCCCAUCUCAUCCGCGUCCACCACCUCUCCCGCCACGGCGUCCGUCUUCGAGACGUGAAGAGAUGGAUGGGAGAGUUAAGGGGAAAAGAAUUGCCGGAGUCAUAUGCAUGGUCAUAUAAGAGGAAAUACAAGACAGGUUAUGUAUGGCAAGACCUGGUGGACGAUGAUCUUCUAACACCUAUUUCCGACAAUGAAUAUGUCCUUAAAGGCUCCGAAAUUUCCUCAUCUACACCUACCAAAGAACACUGUUACCGUGAAAAAGUUGUGCCCAUGCAAAAAGAUUCACUCUUAGAGGAAGAAGAAGAGGAAGCAGCCAAAGGCUCAAAACCUUCGGCAAAAGAAGAAACGGAUCAAAGUCAUCAUCAAUCGCCCUCGGAUGAAUCAAGAAAAACAUCCUCGGAGAUCGAAGAGGAGGAAUCUCCCGUAUUCGGCUCCGAAACCUCGACUAUGACCGACGAUUCCCCGGCGGCGAAGCUUGAAGAAGAUCAAGAGAUGCACGACGGAAGGCGCAGCGUCGACGACGCCGAUCAGAAAUCCUCCUCCCUUCGCUCCCUCUUCGCGAAGAAGAAGCGCGGCGGCGGCGAGGACGGCGACGAGGAAAAGAACGGCACGCCGCGCUCGACAACCUCGAAUUCCACGUUCGGCAAGAGCCGGAGCAGUUCCGGCGGCGGCGGCGGAAGUUCAAGCAUUUUCCGAAACUUAAUCUCUUGCGGCACCGUGGAUACUAAUGAUUCAGCUGUUUUGCCGAUGCAGCGGCGCCGGCCGGCCGCCGCCAGCUCGGCGGAGAUAUGUAAACCGGAGAAGCUCGGAGGGUCUCAGAGGAUCUAUCGCACUAAUUGGAACCAAGAACAGCAGAGUAAACCCAGAAAAAGCUGCGACGGGGUAUACAACGGCGGCCGGAGAUCAUUCUCCGGCACCUACUACAAGUCUCCAAACUGCUCGCAAUGUGGGAAGCCAUUCAACCCUGAGAAGCUGCAUGCACAUAUGAAGUCCUGCAAAGGAAUGAAGAUGUGGGCAAAGACCACUCAUCCAGUUUCCUCUGCACCCGAGAAAGAUUCAGAGAGAUCGGUAGAGAAAUCGACCAAGAAUUCGGUUUCUGCUCGCUUCUUGACUCGCUGAAAGUAUGAAAGCCUGCAGGGAUUUUCUUCAGUAGAUAUAGUUUUCUGCUUCCAUGAUUCUUACAUAUAUGAGAAAGAAAAGAAAAACUUCUUAAAUCCUUCUGUAAAAAAUGAAAUGGUUUAAAGCUGAGCACAUAUAGUUCAUCCCUGUUGCACUAAUUCAUAUGGAUCUGGAAACCAAAACGUCGAAAA
Molecule: messenger RNA, 1715 nt
Organism: Ipomoea nil (Japanese morning glory)
Lineage: Eukaryota; Viridiplantae; Streptophyta; Magnoliopsida; Solanales; Convolvulaceae
Product: protein UPSTREAM OF FLC
Exons: 8
Coding region: 226-1524 (432 amino acids)
Source: RefSeq, a predicted model, not a curated record